This is a messenger RNA of Erpetoichthys calabaricus (reedfish), 3138 nucleotides long. Its product is annotated as cadherin-18. Bases 523 to 2895 code for a protein of 790 amino acids. Gene Ontology annotation, molecular function: calcium ion binding; cadherin binding. Lineage: Eukaryota; Metazoa; Chordata; Cladistia; Polypteriformes; Polypteridae. Gene Ontology annotation, cellular component: plasma membrane; catenin complex; adherens junction. Gene Ontology annotation, biological process: calcium-dependent cell-cell adhesion; multicellular organism development; cell morphogenesis. The transcript is spliced from 13 exons. The record is from RefSeq and is a predicted model, not a curated record.
AGUACUCCAUUCCUAGUCUUGUCCUCCUUGGGCUGAGCAGACUCCUUGGAACUUCCAAUUUCAGCAUGUCAUUCUUGAGAUGUUUUGUCUUUUCCUAAAAAAGAAAAAGAGAAGAGAAUUCUUUGAGGCAUCUGGUCUACUUCGUCCUUGGCCCAGUGGUUUUCUUUGUGCUCCAGAUCCAUUUCUCAAGGACAGGGAUCAGGAGGCAGUUUCCUGCUUAUGUUAUAAGGGAGCUAAUUGCAUCUACUGGUGAGCAUCGAGGUGGCAAGUAUUCUAAAGCUGAAGCAUGAUGAUCUGUUGCUAUAGCUUGUACUAAAGCUUCCUGCAAAGUCCCUUCAGGAUUAUUGUUCUCAUCCAUGAUGUAAAUGAAGUUUGACAUUUCCCCCGAUGGGCAGUUAAACCAUGGACCUUAAAAGAACUCUUUGGACUGGCCUCAUAAUCUGGAAUUAACUUUAAUACACUGAGCUGAGAAGGCAAAUUCUGUAUAAAGGAAAAAGGAAAUUAACAAGCUGAUUUCCUACAAUGAGAAUUACGACCACAUCCUGCCUCUGUCCUGUCCUGGUCUGUCUCAGCUUUGUUCAGAGGUGCUAUGGGACAUCUCAUCAUAGUUCAGUAAAAGUGAGCAAAAACCAAACCAAACACAUUGACGGAGAGACUGAGGUACACCAUCGGCCUAAACGUGGCUGGGUUUGGAACCAGUUCUUUGUUUUAGAAGAACACAUAGGAUCGGAGCCACAGUACGUUGGAAAGCUUCAUUCUAAUUCUGAUAAAGGGGAUGGAUCUGUCAGGUACAUUCUUACUGGUGAAGGCGCUGGUACAAUAUUUCAUAUUGAUGAGACUACGGGAGAUAUCCAUGCUACCAAAAGUCUGGAUCGAGAGCAGAAAACACACUACGUAUUACAUGCCCAAGCCAUUGAUCGACGGACGCAGAAGCCUUUGGAACCGGAAUCAGAAUUUAUCAUUAAAGUCCAAGAUAUCAAUGACAAUGCACCUAAAUUUACAGAUGGACCAUUUGUUGCAUCAGUACCAGAAAUGUCUGAAGUUGGUACCUCUGUUCUGCAGGUGACAGCUACAGAUGCUGAUGAUCCCACUUAUGGAAAUAGUGCUAGGGUUGUUUACAGUAUCCUUCAAGGACAGCCUUAUUUUUCUGUUGAUCCCAAAACAGGUGUCAUCAGGACUGCCUUAGCAAACAUGGAUCGGGAAGCCAGAGAACAGUAUGCUGUUGUUAUUCAAGCCAAAGACAUGGCAGGACAAAUAGGAGGCCUAUCUGGAUCAACCACCAUAAAUAUUACUUUAACUGAUGUCAAUGACAACCCUCCUAAAUUUCUUCAAAAAAACCAUCAGUUGUAUGUACCAGAAUCAGCACAAGUUGGAAAACCUGUGGGUAAAAUCAAAGCAUAUGAUGAUGACAUUGGAGUUAAUGCAGAGAUAAAGUACAGUAUUGUGAACGGAGAUGGAACUUCCACCUUCAACAUAUCCACUGACAGGGAAACAAGAGAAGGCAUCAUCUCUUUGAAAAAGCCACUUAACUAUGAGAGGAAGAAAAGCUAUACACUCAUCAUCGAAGGAUCAAACCCUCAUACAGAUGGUCGAUUUUCACAUCUUGGACCAUUUAAAGAUACAACAACACUGAAGAUAAUAAUUGGAGAUGUAGAUGAGCCACCUGUGUUUUCAAUGUCUUCUUACAUAAUGGAUGUAUAUGAAAAUGCAGAAGUGGGAACAGUGGUGGGUGCAGUUACUGCACAGGAUCCGGAUAGUCUAAACAAACCAAUCAGAUAUUCCAUUGAUGGCAGUUUACACGAAGAUAGCUAUUUCAGCAUAGAUUCCACCAGCGGAACUAUUAAGACUACGAAAGUCCUUGAUAGAGAAGAACAACCAUGGUAUAACAUCACAGUAACUGCUUUUGAGGAUGACAGACAGACUGACCAGAGCCAUGUUCCAGUUGCAAUUCACGUCUUAGAUGUCAAUGACAACCCACCAGAACUUACCACGGAGGAUGAUAUAAUUAUUUGUGAGACAUCCAGGCCUGGCCAGGUAAUUCAAACUGUGACUGCUAUGGACAAAGAUGACUUUGCAAAUGGGCCACAGUUCUUCUUUUCAUUUCCAGAUGAUCUUCCAGUUAACCCUAAUUUUACUCUGAGGAAUAAUGAAGAUUACACAGUCAGCAUUUUGGCAAAAAGAAGGAGAUUCAGUAGGACAGUCCAAGAAGUUUAUCAUCUACCAAUUGUGAUAUCUGAUGCCGGGAGCCCUUCUCUUACAAGUACUAGUACUGUCACUCUGCGGGUGUGCGCCUGUGAAAGAGAUGGGAAAGUGAGAACUUGCCAUGCUGAACCAUUCCUCUCUUCUGCAGGGUUAAGCACAGGGGCUCUUAUUGCAAUUCUUCUUUGCAUUGUCAUCUUACUUGUGAUUGUGGUGUUAUUUAUUACACUGAGGAGGAGCAAAAAAGAGCCACUGAUUAUUUCAGAGGAGGACAUCCGAGAAAAUGUUGUCACUUAUGAUGAUGAAGGUGGAGGAGAGGAGGACACAGAGGCUUUUGAUAUUAGUGCUCUAAGAAAUCCAGCAGCAGCAGAAGACCUAAAAUUUCGAAGAGAUGUCAGGCCAGAUAUUCAGACAGCUCCCAGGAACAGCCCACCAUUGGUCCUUGACGGUGUCAACGUACAUGACUUUAUAAAACAAAGACUUAUAGAAGCUGACCUUGAUACUAGUGUUCCUCCAUACGAUUCCCUUCAGACAUAUGCAUAUGAGGGUCAUGGAUCACUUGCUGGGUCAAUUAGUUCUCUUGAUUCAGCAACCACACACUCCGAGCAGGAUUAUAAUUACCUUUGUGACUGGGGACCAGAAUUUCAAAAACUUGCUGAACUCUAUGGUGAAGAAGAGUCAGAACAAACCACUUAGUGUCUGUUACUGUAAAAAAGAAAAACCUCAGUUAAAUAAAAAAAGCUUUUGAACUGUACCAGUUGUUCACUUUUACUGUAGAAACAAGUGCCCUUUUUCAUUUUCUGAUCUUGGGUUCUACAAGUGGAACAAAAAAAGAUAACUGAUUUUGAAAAUACAAAAAAGACAAUUAUUUUCCCUGGUGUAUAUUUUUUAUUGAUGAAUAAAGUCCAUAGAACCAGUUAAGUAAAUACAUGUACUGAA